CGCAAAGUAAAUCUCGGGAAAAUAGCUCCGACCAUCUUGUCCAGGACAAUCACCGUCGACCUGCCUAGACUAUCUCUUCGAGGCCAAUCACUUCUUUGAAGAAGUCCCAACAAGUUCAAUUGGUUCUUCGCGGUGAAUCUAGGUCGACGGUUUGUCUGGUGGAUGACAUUGAGUCCUUAUCAGCACCUUCCAAAACCGAGCCGAACCGAAACCGAUAACAUCGUGACUUUCCCAAUCGAGUCACAUCCAAUACAGCAAAGUACCGAACUUCGCGGCUUUAACCUCCCUCCAAUCAAUCCUCCAAUUGUCAUCGACUACUCGACACCUCCCUAAUCCCAACCAAAUCCAAGUAACCUCGCGACGAACGAACCGCAAAGAAAAAGAAAAACAAUGGCCUCCCAAUCCUCCCCACCACCCUUCCAAACCGCCCUCUUAGCAGGCGCCCUCGCCGGUACCACCGUCGACCUCUCUCUCUUCCCGCUCGACACGCUCAAGACCCGUCUCCAAUCGGCCCAAGGCUUUUUCGCCAGCGGCGGUUUCCGGGGAAUCUACCGCGGCGUCGGCUCCUGCGUUAUCGGUUCCGCUCCUGGAGCUGCCUUCUUCUUCGUUACUUAUGAGACCACCAAGGGGUUUCUUUCUACGACAGGGAAUUCGACAACAACAACAACAACAACAACAACAACAACACAUACGGGGGACACAAACAAAGGACAGGGGAAGAAGGGUCUGAGUAGUCCGGGGGUGCAGCACGGAAUCGCGGCGAGUCUGGGCGAGAUCGCCGCUUGUGCGGUCCGCGUGCCGACCGAGGUGAUCAAGCAGCGGGCGCAAGCGGGUCAGCAUGGCGGGUCGAGCUUGAGCAGCUUGCUGCACAUCCUGCACCAGCGCUCGACCAUCGGCCUGACAGGGGUGUGGAGGGAGCUGUACAGGGGGUGGGGCAUCACGGUGAUGAGGGAGGUGCCGUUUACGGUGCUGCAGUUCCCGCUGUGGGAGUCGCUCAAGAAAUGGGGACGUGAGCGCCGCCAACGAAUUGGCUGGGGCCUGUUUGGGGACUCGGCCACGGGUAAAGAUGAUAAAGACGUUAGUGCCCCCGAGAGCGCAUUGUACGGAAGCUUGGCGGGCGGGUUUGCGGCGGCCUUGACGACGCCUUUGGAUGUGCUCAAGACCAGGAUCAUGUUGAGCGAGAGGAGGGAGGGGGUGGUCAGCUUAAUACAAACAAUUUGGAGGGAUGGGAAGACAAAGACGGGAAGUGGCAUCAGGCCGUUCUUUAGUGGGAUUGGGCCAAGAGUGAUGUGGAUCAGUAUCGGAGGAGCGAUUUUCUUGGGGAGUUAUCAGAGUGUUGUCAAUGCUUUUGAGGGGACGACGAGAAAGAAGAGCAGUGGUGGGGAGUUGUCGCUCUAAGGAAGGGUGUGGUAAUUUGGGUUUGAAGCGUUGCUGAGGAAAGGCGAAGACGGUUGUUGCUGCACGGUCUUUGGGAAAAGAAAAAAAGGGAUCAGCUCGAUGUCAUUAAUCUUGGGCAUCGAAUAGACAAGACGGGAUGAGCGAGAAGAACAGCAUACAUAGACAUAGAGUUCAAGAUACCCCAGUGGGAGUAACAGGAGUCAUGUUACACCCCUAUGUACAACAACCCCUACUGUACUAUAUAAAAUACCCGCUAAGAGUCGAACAAGCGCUGUCUCCAGGUUCAUAACCAACAGUAGCCAGAGAACGCAUGAAUAGAGAUAGACAGGGAGAAGAAAAAAAC
Neurospora crassa OR74A is the source of this 1741-nucleotide messenger RNA. RefSeq lists its product as hypothetical. The transcript has a single exon. The record is from RefSeq and is a predicted model, not a curated record. Gene Ontology annotation, molecular function: S-adenosyl-L-methionine transmembrane transporter activity. Gene Ontology annotation, cellular component: mitochondrial inner membrane. Lineage: Eukaryota; Fungi; Ascomycota; Sordariomycetes; Sordariales; Sordariaceae. Bases 391 to 1398 code for a protein of 335 amino acids.